UUUUAAGGGCCUGCUUCAACGUGGGCUACAAUUACCGAUCUCCCUUCAAUGAAAAACCGUCUACUAUUUGUCCGGCAUCCCUAUUUCCAAGAUGACCUGGAGACAGACUGAACCAGGCAUCUUCGUCAAGGACUUUGACGGAGCAGAGAAGGUCUACUACAAGAUCUUCACAUCCUUCAAACCGCUCAACCGCGAGCACUGGGGCAUCUACGCCAUCUGCACCGUCAACUUCGGCCCGUCCCUCAACACCGAUCGCGUCGCUAUAUUGCGCAGCGCCUGGAAGGCCCUAAGAAUCACCUUCCCAGGCCUAAGCCUCGUCCCCAUCAACGUUGCGAAACUGUACAAAGUGUCCGAUGCACAGUCAGUGGAGGAAUGGGCCGGGCAGACAUUCUUCGUCGACGCGGAGAAGACACCAGAGGAAGUUAUUGCCAGCGCUAAACCCAGAGACCUGCCCAGCCUCUACUAUCUCCCCGCGUCGUCUUCCGUCGUCUUUCUGAGCUCACACUGGCGGAUCGAUGCCCUGGGUACCUGUAUGCUUCUUGACCGCUUCUUCUCCAUCCUUGAGCAGCCGUCGCUGGUCGAAGCGACACCGGCACCAGAUGAACGGGGGAAAAUUUCGCCCAGCCUUGAAGACGCGGCUGGAUCGCCGCGGACAUCGACAGAGGAGAUGGAGAAGUUCGCAGGGGAGUAUAUUGCCAACUUCCAUAAGAAAGCAGUGCAGACGAGCGGGUUUCCCUUUAAAGGUGGACCGAAUACCCUCCCAUCCAAUCCGGCCCAAGAGGCAGUGAUGUUCAGUCCGUCGAGCACAAAAUCCUUGCUGGCUGCUUGCAAGGAUCGUCGGAUCAGCGUCACUGCCGCGAUCCAUGCAGCACUGGCAGAGACGGUAUUUGUCUUGGGCAUGUCGGAGAGCCAAGCAGCGGAUUUUACGACAGUCAUGGCCGUUAAUCUGCGUCCGUACCUGCAGCCACCCUAUAACAGCCGCGACCAUGCAUGCCAGACCUACGUCGGGAGCAUUACGCCCCAGGUGCUCCGCAGCAAGAAUUUCCUGGAACGGACUGCUUCCUUGAUGGAGAGCUAUCAGGGGUGGUAUGACGGAAAACUGAUAAAAGCAUUACGGCCCAUCUUCAAGUACCACGCUGACGCUCUCUUCGCGCAACGCGCUCCUCCGCCUAACCCACCGUCUGGCGUGACUUUGAACAGCCUGGGGGUCAUUGAGAAGUACUUUCGGAGUGACUAUGAGAAUGGCUUGAAGGUGGAGCGGUUCCAUUUUGGCGUUACGAUGAUGACGAGGCAGACUAUGCUGUAUGCAUGGACGUUCCGGGGGCAAUUGACGUUGUCGCUGAACUUCAAUGAGGCAUAUUAUGAUGGGGACGUAGCGAAGAAGAUUCUCCUGCAUAUUAAGAGGGUGCUGGAGAAGGAAUUGAGCGUGGAACUAGAUCCGGUUGGUAUACAAUAGUUGGAUGGGGUAGGAUGUAUGUUCCCAUAUAUAAUGGAAAUUCUAGAACCACAUUGACUUUCCCUGAAUGCCCUUGCUUUAAGAGCGCUCAGUGAGCAUAAUUUCGAUUUCGGAUGCGCUACUACUACUGCUGCUGCUGCUGUUGCUGCUUCAUGAUCCUCUCAUUUAGUACAACCUCUGGGCUUUCAGCAGGUAAGGGUGACACAAUACUCCUAGACAGCUGCGUCGUAUCCAGGUAGCCAUGAGCAAGAAAAGGCGUUGAAGCAGCUGAAAGAAGGGAUAGGAAUCAUUCCAAGAGGAACCUUACCUUCUCCUUUCCCGUCCGGCCUAUUUUUGUGCGAUCCUUUGGACUUCACGCUCGUUCCAAAAGUAUUUCUCAAGAGACGGUCUUCCCCUUUCCUGUUGUCUUACUUUCCAUCAAAUUCUUCGUGUAAAUAGGCAACCUAGAUGGCGAAUUAGCACAGGUCAGCCGGUGACAUUUCGCAGUCCUAGAUGGCAACUACUCUGCUGAAUAGAUCUUGUGAUUGAGACAGUAAGGACGGCCUAACUGGGCAAUUGUAUAGUUAUAUGUUGCACCCUGGGAUCCUUUGUACCUCUGUAUCGUUAGCUUGGGUUUCCGUUGGCGCGACUUACCUGGUCUGUCUGGUCUAUUCGGAACCAGCAACAACGCUGUGGUAUUGUAUAGGCCUCAGGUCACAGUAGCUGUCAUUGAAGGAACUUAGAGGUAGAAAGGAGCAAGGCUCCCUUGGUACGUGAACCUGGAUUGGAGAAGUACUGACAAACACAGAUGACCAAGUUAAUAUUUCAGUAGCUUGGUCAUAUUAAACGCGAGAAGAGGAAGAGUACGGUAACUCGAUACAUGAUGGCAAUGACUGUC
This is a messenger RNA of Monascus purpureus, 2333 nucleotides long. Lineage: Eukaryota; Fungi; Ascomycota; Eurotiomycetes; Eurotiales; Aspergillaceae. The record is from the annotation of a GenBank genome assembly.